AUUGUCACUUACAAACUAUUCCGAACCCCGAUUCCUAGUGAUCUACGUGAACUGCCAAAAUAAUAUAUAUAGCAAGUCCAAUUCCUUGAAAUUUUCCUUUCGCUAUAGUUUUCUCAAUGUCGCUCCCCAAAAAUCGAGGGCUGGUCAAGACAGCCGUCGGCAAAGCUGCCAUCCUCCCCAUCCCAAUCCCCAGACUUCGAGAUGAAUAUAUCCUCGUUAAGACCGUGGCUGUAGCGCUCAACCCCACCGAUUGGCAAACGCUUGAUGAGAGAUUCCGGCCGGGGACUACGCAUUCAUUGCUAGGCUGUGACGCGGCUGGUGUUGUUGUUGAGGUUGGUAGUAAAGUCACGAAGGAGUUUAGGAAGGGGGAUCGAGUAUUUGGGUUUUCUCAUGGAGGCAAUGAUCUCGAACCCGAAGAUGGCUGUUUCGCGGAAUACAUUCUGAUGAAAGGCGAUAUAUCAAUGCACAUCCCACCAAACGUCUCUUUCGAGGAGGCUGCUACGUUGACGUGUGGAUUUGGUACUAUCGGACUGGGCUUUUAUAAGCAUUUGGGACUACCGUUUCCUACGCUACCAGUCGAGAAGAAGAGUGAGGGCCAGGCGAUCCUGAUUUAUGGAGGGAGUUCAGCGAGUGGGACGAUGGCUAUUCAAUUUGCGAAAUUGUCAGGUCUUGAGGUCAUCACUACAGCAUCACCGCGUAAUUUCGAGCUUUUGAAGAGUUUGGGGGCUGAUCACGUGUUUGACUAUCACGAUCCCAAUUGCGGCACAGUAAUAAACGCACUAACAAACAACACCCUAACCCUUGUCUUCGACACAAUCGCCACCACCUCCUCGGCCCUAAUCUGUGCCGCCGCCCUCUCAACCACAACCUCCCCUUCCCUGCCCAAAAAGAUCUACGUAAACCUCAUGGGCAUCGAGUUCCCCCGAAAAGACGUAGAGAAUAUCUUUUAUUUGGGGUAUACGAUGCGAGGCGAGCCGUUUGAGAUCGAAGGCGAGAAGUGGGAUGCGGUGCCGGAGGAUUAUGAGCUUGCGAAGAGGUUUUUUGCGUUUUGUGAGGUUUUGUUGAGGGAGGAUUUGGUGAAGGGACAUCCGGUUAGGUUGUUGGAGGGGGGUUUGGAGGGCAUUCAGGGUGGGAUGGAGGAGUUGAGGGAGGGAAGGGUGAGUGGGGUUAAGUUGGUGGCGAGGGUGGGAGAGCCUUGA
Messenger RNA from Mollisia scopiformis, 1199 nucleotides. RefSeq names its product putative zinc-binding oxidoreductase ToxD. Gene Ontology annotation, molecular function: oxidoreductase activity, acting on NAD(P)H. Lineage: Eukaryota; Fungi; Ascomycota; Leotiomycetes; Helotiales; Mollisiaceae. The transcript is spliced from 4 exons. The record is from RefSeq and is a predicted model, not a curated record. Bases 117 to 1199 code for a protein of 360 amino acids.